Messenger RNA from Electrophorus electricus (electric eel), 3608 nucleotides. RefSeq names its product polyhomeotic homolog 3a (gene phc3a). The record is from RefSeq and is a predicted model, not a curated record. Gene Ontology annotation, molecular function: histone binding; chromatin binding; zinc ion binding. Gene Ontology annotation, biological process: negative regulation of DNA-templated transcription. Gene Ontology annotation, cellular component: PRC1 complex; nucleus. Lineage: Eukaryota; Metazoa; Chordata; Actinopteri; Gymnotiformes; Gymnotidae.
CAUUAGAAUAUGACCGGGGCAGUGGUUGUCCAAAGCAGCAGAGCAGGCACAUCGCGAUGGCUCGCGUUUAGUAUCGAUGUCAAUCAGGUAUCACAGACCACUGCUGUACCUCAGUUACGGGUCGGAUAAACUGUCAUACCUGGAUUAUUUGUCAAAGAUGGAAACAUAAAUUAUUGAUGAAAAAAAAUAUUUAAGGGAAGCGAAGUCGUACAAACUAACGAUUCUUUAAAAAUCAAGAUUCCUCUAAAAUGUUGGUGUUGACUAUAAAGACCACCCUCUGACUCCAGCAAUCUAAGAGUGUUAUAAGGGCAGUCAUGGAGAGGGAUGAUAGUGAGGCAGCACCUGGUUCCAUCACCACCACCACAUCAUCAGCACCCACUGGCACCCCAGCACCCAACAUGUUUGUCUGUACCCAGGCAAACCCCACACCACUGAGCACCCAUUUCGCAGACAGGAAGGCUGUCCAGGUGAUCCAGCAGGCAAUACCCAAGCCUGCAAAUGUGACCACUCAAUACCUACAGCAGGCAUAUGCAGCACAGCAACACCGUAUUAUGGUGCAGACUACGGCUGUGCAUGAGCACCAGCAACCAACUGCCCUCACUACACACAGCCAUGCCUCUGUCCAUCAGGUUUCACAAUCUAAUAGUGGGCAAUCCACCUCACCACCCCCAGCGUCAAAUGGGAGUGCAGCACAGACAUCACCAAUAAGACAGUUCCAGGCCACCCGCUCAUCUGGCUCUGCAGGAGCAAUAGGCCAGCAUACCAUGUUGCUAGGCAAUAGCUCUUCCCCUGGGAGUCAGGCCCAGAUGUACCUGCGCACUCAGAUGGUGAUUCUGGCACCUGCUGCCUCAGUAAGUGCUGAUCCACCUGCUUUGACCUCAGUGUCCUCCCAGCCAGGCUCCACACAGGUUUCAAGCUUAUCCAUGUGCACGCAUCUGCCAGGAGCUCUUACUGCUGCUCCAAGUGUUCAUCUUAAAGUUACCUCUCAGGGCCAGUCACUCCCCAAAAUGUCCCUAUGUCCCCUGAAGUCAACACAUCUGUCCCAAGCCCUUGUGGAAACUUCUAGCAUGUUCACUCCGAUGCAGUCCCAUGCUGUGGUGCGCCAGCAGUUGCACUGCACUCCCAGCACCAAGGUGGCAGCACCGCAGCUCAUCCUGCAGAGCAGCACAGCUCACAGGCAGGUGCAACCAAUUGCCUUGCAGGUCACUCCACAGGAUAGGGGGCCUCCUCCCCUCUCCUCGCUUACCCACACCACACCUGCCCCUGCUGCUCUCUUAUCACAGCACUGUGAAGUCCUCUCAGUGUCCACCCCCUCCGACCAACCAGCCAAUCAAAGCUCUGUACAGCAACAAGCUGUGGUGUCCACUUCCACACUUCCUCCAAGCUGUUCUGCUCUGUUAGAUCCUCCAUCCCUCCACCUGGGCCCAGUGGUGGAGCCUCGGGCCCAGCCUCUGCCCCUUAGCUGCCCUCCUCCCCACAACAUGGCCUUUCCCAGGCUGGCUGUCCCUCCUGCCUCUCUGCAGAGACUCUCCCUGCGCUCUGUACACACUAUAGCUAUGCAGUCCGACAACAUACUGGUCCCAGACAAUGAGCUACCUGGAGCUGAUGCUUUUGUUCAGCUGCCCUUCCAGAAUCUUUCACCUCCACAGACUGUGGCAGUGGACCUGAAGGUGCAACCACCAACGCAGAAAGAAGAUCCUUCAUCAGAGGCAGUCCAACUGCUAAAGGAGGAGGAGCAACAUGCGGAACAGGUGCGGGGGGAGCAACACACAUUUCCCCCCAAGAGCGGGACCCCCACACCUUCAACACUGCCCUCUCUAGCAGAUCUACAGACUUGCUGUGACAGCCUGAUACACUCAAAAGACUGCACAGGCCUGGUGGAGCACUCCUGCUUGCAGUCCAGCAGAUCCAUGAUCCAGUUACCAGAAGAGCCUGCACUCAACAGCAUCCCCCCAUCCCAACUCUGUGCUGCGGUAAGAAGUUCCAGCAGGCUCCCUCCAGCCAGCCUCCCAGCGAGCCCGGAGGGAAAGCCCUCUCAGGCCACCAUUAGACCCCACAUCCUCACACACCUCAUUGAGGGCUUCGUCAUCAGAGAGGGGCUGGAACCGUUCCCGGUGGGUUGCACGUCUCUGGAAAACCAGCAACAACCCAGGUUGCCUCAGGACAAAAAGCUCCCAGCAAAUGCAGCACCAGCCUGUCAUGACUUACUCAUGGACACAGAGCAACCAGCAUCAAACAUAGAUAACAUCACUGCUGAGGAUGAGAGACUGAUGGAGAGUUUGUCAGAUGAACUGCAAUGUGAAUUCUGUGCGAAGAGGGGCUAUGCUCAUUCAUUCCUCCGCUCCAAACGCUUCUGCUCCAUGACCUGCGUCAGAAGGUUCAAUGUGAGCUGUACAAAGCGCCUCAGCAUACUAGGGGACCAAAGAGUGAAGCGCUGGCCAAACAGACCCAUGAGCCGUAGAGGGCGUCCACCCAGUCAUGUCAAGCAUAACUCACAGAAUCACUUCCUUAUGCAGCUUCAUGGAUCCUAUAGACCUGACAAUACGAAGCAACCAGCCAACUCUGUAUCCCAGCGUGGAGGGAAGGAGAGUGAGGAAGAAGACUCUCCAGGUCCCAUGACGACAAGACUGCGUCUGCAGGCAGACAGAAAGAGAAGCCAGGAACAAGGAAGUGGGGACAUCUGCACCAGCUCCACCUGGCUGUCAGACUCCUCCCCUACACAGUGGAGUGUGGAACAGGUCUGCUCCUAUAUCAGCUCUUUACCAGGAUGCCAGGACAUGGUGAUGGAGUUCCGAUCUCAGGAGAUUGAUGGCCAAGCCCUGCUGCUACUUACAGAAGAGCACCUCAUGAGUGUCAUGAAUAUCAAACUGGGGCCAGCACUGAAGAUCUGUGCUUAUAUCAACUCCCUCAAAGAGGCUUAGGUAUUGGACCUUCCCAGUAUACUUCCCUGAGAAAGUCAUCAAGGGGAUUUCUGAGGUCUGAAGUAUAGUCUCCUCCAAUAUUGUUUGAUUGAAAAAGAUUGAUGGAACAGGUCAUGGGGAUAAGUGUCAUCUUAAACCCAUAAAUAUCUAGGCCACAUGGGCAGAGAAUGAGAUUAGCCCAGGUAAAGGUGACUCAAGUGUCACACACGUCCGGUUACACAAGGUCUAUAUGAAGGGUGGGACCUUUUUGGACAAUAUCCAUGGAUAAGAAACACAUCAUUAACCUUAGCCUUAGCACUUGGUUUUUGACCAGGUGUGAUGUAAAAGGUAACAUCAUGCAAACUGGUAAAUUUCAUUAAUUGUGAUUAAAAUGUCAAAUACAAUCACUGGUAAAUAGCAGUCCCUUCUUGGUGCAGUAAGGAUUGUAAAAGCACUUUUCUGACCAAACACUCACUUAUGUGCUGCAAUGUAGGUAAAAAAAAAAAAAGAAAGAAAAGAAAAAAAAAAAAGUUGUUUGUAUAAGACUUAAAUAGAUGAUUUUUUUUUUUUAAUCAAGUGUUUGCACACUGGUAUGUCUACUGUAAAUUGAAAAAUAAAGAUUUGUUGUUAAGUAACCUUCAGGUUUGUACAACUCCUAAACAUUUUAAUUCAACAACAAAUGGAAAUACUAUUGCAUUUUAUUUUCCC